Leopardus geoffroyi (Geoffroy's cat) is the source of this 7068-nucleotide messenger RNA. RefSeq names its product cingulin like 1 (gene CGNL1). Gene Ontology annotation, cellular component: myosin complex. The transcript has 19 exons. Lineage: Eukaryota; Metazoa; Chordata; Mammalia; Carnivora; Felidae. The record is from RefSeq and is a predicted model, not a curated record. The coding region runs from base 133 to 4017 and encodes 1294 amino acids.
CCCUGCCCCUCCUCCCCGGAGGGCGGGGCGGGCUCGCCCGGCCUCCUGGCGGCGCCGCGGCUCCUGCACUUGGGCCGGGCUCUGCUGGCUGCGGCGCGAGCGGGACCCGGGCGGCGCGAGAACCAGUGAACCAUGGAGCUCUAUUUCGGUGAAUAUCAACAUGUGCAGCAAGAAUAUGGUGUCCAUCUGAGACUCGCAAGUGAUGAUGGCAAAAAAUCAAGGAAUGCCCAGAACUCUAAGGCAGGCUCCUAUGGUGUCAGUAUUCGGGUACAGGGAAUUGAUGGCCACCCCUAUAUCGUCCUGAAUAACACAGAGCGGUGUCUAGCAGGCUCGUCUUUUUCUGAAAACGGGCCACCAUUUCCAUCUCCAGUGAUAAAUAACCUGCCUCUGCAUUCCAGCAACGGGUCUGUGCUAGAGGAGGACAGCGCAGAAUUGCAGCUCCCAGAAAAUCCUUAUGCCCAACCUGGUCCUGUAAGAAACCUGAAACAAUCCUCUGUCUUUGAGGGCAAGAAUGGGGUUCUAGAAGGCAAAGAGGGGCCGGUGAAGCCAUCUCACAUGCUCAACUUUCAGCGGCAUCCAGAGCUUUUGCAGCCCUACGACCCUGAAAAGAAUGAAUUGAACUUGCAAAAUCACCAGCCUCCUGAGAGUAACUGGUUAAACACUUUAACAGAAGGUACCAACAAUAAGAAGGCUUGGACAUGUUUCCCCAAACCUAGUAGUUCGCAGCCUAGCAGCUCUCCUUUGGAAGAUGUGGGCAAAUCCAGCGUGACGGCCAUUCGUUUGUGCAGCUCUGUGGUCAUAGAUGACCCCAAGAAGCAGACCUCAGUGUGCGUAAAUGUUCAGAGCUGCACCAAGGAGGGGCUGGUAGAGGAGGCCCUUUCCCCCAGUGGGAGGUCCCUAACUGCCCACAGCCCACACACCCAUCCUGAAACCAAGAAAGCCAGGCCGGACGUGCUUCCCUUCCGGCGACAGGAUUCCGCGGGACCCGUCCUGGAUGGAGCUCGGUCCCGGAGGUCCUCUUCCUCAUCAGCAACUCCCACUUCGGCCAACUCUCUGUACAGAUUUUUACUUGAUGAUCAGGAAUGUGCCAUCCAUGCUGACAAUGUGAAUCGUCAUGAAAACAGACGGUACAUCCCCUUCUUGCCAGGAACUGGGCGGGAUAUUGAUACAGGAUCCAUUCCUGGCGUGGAUCAAUUGAUCGAAAAGUUUGACCAAAAAUCUGGGCUCCAGAGGAGAGGAAGGUCUGGGAAGCGAAACAGAAUCAACCCUGAAGACAGGAAGAGGUCCAGAAGCGUGGAUAGUGCCUUUCCCUUUGGUCUCCAGGGGAACUCCGAGUACCUAAGUGAAUUUAGCCGGAACCUGGGCAAGUCCAGCGAACACCUCCUCCGCCCGUCACAGGUCUGCCCGCAGAGGUCACCUGCUCAGGAUCACCGUGGGAAACAGAGCGUGGGCCGUGCCUUCGCGAAGCUACAGGGGGCCCCCCUCAGGCCUCCCCAGCAGAGCAAAGAUGGGAAAGUUCCAGAAACCAGAAGUGGUCGGGAGAGUACAAACACGCAUGCAUCUUCCCUCCCAGCACAAAGUAAAAAGGAGGAGGAAAUCAAAACAGCCACCGCUACGCUGAUGUUACAGAAUCGGGCGCUAGCAGCUUCGCCUGACUCUGGUGCCAAGAAGAUUUCUGUGAAGUCGUUUACUUCCACCUCAGAUACUCAGGCCACACCAGAUCUGUUGAAAGGCCCGCAAGAGCUCACUCAACAAAGCAAUGAGGAGACGGCCAAGCAGAUACUUUACAAUUACCUCAAAGAAGGAAGCACCGAUAAUGAUGAUGCAACUAAACGGAAGGUCAACCUGGUUUUUGAGAAAAUCCAGACUUUAAAGUCUCGAGCAGCAGGGAGCACACAAGGAAAUAAUCAAGCUUCUAAUUCUUCGUCUGAAGUCAGAGAUCUGUUGGAACAGAAAAAUAAGUUGACCACAGAAGUGGCCGAACUUCAGAGACAGCUUCAGCUAGAAGUCAAGAAUCAGCAGAACAUCAAGGAAGAGAGAGAGAGGAUGAAAGCAAACUUGGAAGAGCUCCAGGGCCAGCACGACAGUAAGGUGGAAGAGAACUCCAUGCUGCAACAGCGACUAGAAGAAAGUGAAGGGGAGCUCCGGAAGAACCUGGAGGAACUGUUCCAGGUGAAGAUGGAACGGGAACAGCACCAGACUGAGAUCAGAGAUCUUCAGGACCAGCUUUCAGAAAUGCAUGAUGAGUUGGACAGUGCUAAACGAUCCGAGGACAGGGAGAAGGGAGCUCUGAUUGAGGAACUCUUACAGGCAAAACAGGAUCUUCAGGAUCUGCUCAUCGCCAAAGAGGAGCAGGAAGACCUCUUGAGAAAGCGGGAGCGUGAACUCACCGCCCUGAAGGGAGCCCUGAAGGAGGAGGUUUCCAGCCACGACCUGGAGAUGGACAAACUGAAGGAGCAGUACGAUGCUGAGCUGCAGGCCCUGAGGGAGAGUGUAGAAGAGGCCACCAAGAAUGUUGAGGUCCUAGCCAGUCGGAGCAACACUUCAGAGCAGAGCCAGCUGGGGGCUGAAAUGCACGUGAAGGCACUGCAGGAGGAGAAUGAGAAGCUGCGCAGAAGCAUCGAAGAGCUGGAGCAGAGUGUCGCUCGGCUUCAGAGGCAGAUUGCUGACAUGAAAUGCGACGAGGCCAAAGCGAAGGAAAUGCUCAAGAAGUGCGAGAGAGAAGCCCAACAAUUAGAGGAGGCCCUUGUGCAUGCAAGAAAGGAAGAAAGAGAAUCCACAUCAGCCAGAAGGACCCUGGAGAAUGAGCUGGAAGAUGCUCAGAGAAAUCUGAAUCGGGCCACCCAGGAGCAGAAGCAGUUGUCUGAGAAGCUUAAAGAUGAGACAGAGCAGAAGGAGCAGUUAAGGAGACUGAAGAAUGAGAUGGAGAAUGAGCGAUGGCACCUGGAUAAGACCAUUGAGAAACUGCAGAAGGAGAUGGCUGACAUUGUCGAGGUGUCCCGCAUAUCAACCCUGGAGCUCCAGAACCAGCUGGAUGAGUAUAAGGAGAAAAAUCGCAGGGAGCUUGCAGAAAUGCAAAGGCAGUUGAAGGAGAAAACCCUAGAGGCUGAAAAGUCACGUCUGACUGCCAUGAAACUGCAGGAUGAGAUGCGUCUGAUGGAGGAAGAGUUACGGGACCACCAGAGAGCUCAGGAUGAAGCACUUACAAAAAGGCAACUUCUGGAGCAGACCCUGAAGGACCUGGAGUAUGAGCUGGAGGCCAAGAGUCACCUCAAAGAUGACCGAAGCAGACUCGUCAAGCAGAUGGAGGACAAGGUGUCUCAGCUGGAGAUGGAACUGGAAGAAGAAAGAAAUAAUUCAGAUUUGCUGUCUGAGAGGAUCACUCGGAGCAGGGAACAGAUGGAGCAGAUGAGGGGCGAGCUACUCCAGGAGAGAGCUGUCAAGCAGGACUUAGAGUGUGACAAGAUUUCCCUGGAGAGACAGAACAAGGACUUAAAGAGCCGGAUUAUCCACCUGGAAGGUUCCUACAGGUCCAGCAAAGAGGGGCUGGUGGUGCAGAUGGAGGCCAGGAUCGCUGAGCUGGAGGACCGUCUGGAGAGCGAGGAGAGGGAGCGGGCCAGCCUCCAGCUCAGCAACCGACGGCUGGAGCGGAAGGUGAAGGAGCUGGUGAUGCAGGUGGACGAUGAGCACCUGUCCCUGACUGAUCAGAAGGACCAGCUGAGUUUGCGUUUGAAAGCAAUGAAGCGACAGGUGGAGGAGGCUGAGGAGGAAAUUGACAGACUAGAAAGUUCCAAAAAGAAGCUGCAGAGGGAGCUGGAGGAACAGAUGGAUGUCAACGAGCAGCUGCAGGGACAGCUCAAUUCCAUGAAGAAGGACCUAAGCAGACUUAAGAAGCUGCCGAGCAAGGUGCUGGACGACACGGACGAUGAUGACCUCAGCACGGACGGGGGGAGCCUCCACGAGGCGCCGCUGAACUACACUUUCCCCAAGGACAGCACUGCCAUCAGCCAGAUCUGAGUCCCCUUCCAGGGCUGUGGAGGUGGCCCGUCAUGCCUCGCAGAGACCCUCAGCCAGCCUCCUGCAGCGGGGACCUGCAGCUAGCUGCAUACGAGAGGCUGGGAGCGGGAGCGGCAGCGCCCAUGCGGAACAGAGACCCGGCGUCCCCUGGUCACAGGACAGGCUGAUUCCUCCACGUCGCGGUCCUCCCAGAGUCUCUAAAGGGUAGCAUGCCUCUCCCAGCUCAGGCAGGUGGCUACUGCAGCUUAAAUGUUGACUCCCGAGGCAGAGGAGCCACCACUCAUUGCAGGGUUUGGAGAAUAGGAUUUGGCAGGCGGAAGCCCGGGUUCUGCACCGCCAUCUGCUGGCACCGUUUGCAGUGCUGCUCCUGCCCCUCCUCCCUCCCCCACCAAGGAAAAGGGUCCAAAGUGCUAGUUAUUAUGUAACAGCAAUUGUGCAGGGGAGAGAGAGGAUGUAUAAACUGUACAUAUUUUAAUCCAGAUUCUCAUGGACUGCUUCUGUUGCCCUGUGGAAUAUUACAGAGGCUUUGUAGGGUGGCUUGUUUGUAAACUCCACACUUCUAGCUUAUUAUUUUUUAAAACAUGGAGCUGUUAGAUUUUUAUUAAGACCUAGAUGAGAGAGGGUAGAAUACAGACUACUUUGGACAUGAGAGUUGGAAAAAAGGAAUUGUCGUGGUGUUAAGGGACAGUUAAUUCUGAGAAGAGAAAUUCAAGUGGUCCUAGUAAAUAACUUAUGGAGGGAGAGAAAGUCUGAGGAUCACUUGUAUCUGUGGCCCUGCUUACUUAUUUUAUCUAGAAUUUUGUUGUCAUUUCUGAACCCUGCUGAGACCAAUUCCUGGUCACCAACUGCAAUGUCUUUACCACAGUUGGGGUAGGGAGACUUUUAAGUAAGGCUUUUGGCAAGUGAUGUAGUUUCUAGAGGGAUGGGGUCUUACUGUCAUUUCUUAUUGGUUCUUUCCUCCCUCUGCCCACAUCAGGCCUCCAAGUAGCCUCCUCUGCCUAGGGUUGCUUAGUGGGGAGUAGGAUGGUGUGGGGACAAGGCUCCUGGACAACCAUGUGAGGAAGAAAAGGUGGUGUCCAGUAAGGUCACGGGGAAGGGGAGGAGAGGAGGUAAGCAGGCAUGUGUGGGUAUGUGGAGGAAGGAAGAGAAGGAAGUUCUUGAAAGCUGGGGGGAUGUGUAGACAAGGGGCAGAUUGAGUAGAAUUUCGAGUUUAUGUCAGAAAAGCAAGGGAAAACAUGAAAGUCAGACAGGAGGUGUUUCUGUACAAACUGGAAGGCUCCUCCCAGCUUCCUGGGACAGAGGGACAUUGGCCUGCACCAGGCAUACUGUAAUUGGGAUUCACUGAAGUCUGUGGUGAGACCAUGUUGCUGGGACAGCAUUAUAGGGAACGUGGAAUCAGGAACAUGCAGUAUCCCAAUACUUCGUCCUGGCUUUUCUAGUGUCACCUCCCACUUUGAUUGUUCCCAGGUAUGGCCAGAGGCCAAAUCCAGUCACAGUUGGGCCCCUAUAGGUGAGGGCCAGAGUGUAGAGCCAGCAGCUCAGGAGGGCCACGCCAGGGAGAGAACACUGUAAAAUGUGUGUGUAUGCACACACACACACACACAUAGUGGGGCAGAGAGAAUAGUGUUCAGUUGCUUUGACAGUGUCCCCAGGCAUUCUAAUUGAUGGGAAGCCUGUGGACCAGAGAACUCUAUGACAGUUACCAAGAGGAGCAGGGUGUUUCAAUGUGCUACCUACCUGAGGUCACAGAGCCCAUUGAGCAGGAUUCAGAGUAAUCAGGUGGGUUUAAGGGCAGGUGUCACCGUCCCCCACCCCAGGAUUCCCCCCCCCCCCAGUUGAGUCAAACCCUCUUCCACCUCUGCUGGCUUGGAGUGGUUCUUGCCUCUGAUUACUUAUUUGAGGUGUGGAGAGAUUCUUCCCUUUAGCUAUUCAUUCAUUUAGCAAAUAUUUAUUGGGCAUCCAUCAUGUGUCAGGCAUAGUCCUUGGCCCUGGGAAUACAGCAGCGAAUAAAGCAGACCAAAAUCCCCUCCUGGAGUGCAGUUAGGGGAAAGAGGGUGAUAACAACAGUCAUACAAAUGAACACAGAGCUGAGCCCCUCCCUACCUAGCCCUGGAGCUCCUCUGUGCUCUUGGGGACACAACAAGCCUGGUUCACUGGAAUUCCCUUCGACCCUCAGUAUAUUCUUGGUUUCCCUGCUUCUUCCACCAUCCUUAGAUAUUUGCCAAGAAGUCUGCCUAAAAAUGCCUCAGCUCACUCAUAACUGCAGGUGGAAGAUGAGAAAGGCCGGAAAUGCAAGAACUUUGGGGGUGAGUGUCCAUCUUGGUUUGUGAGAAAGUCACUGUCUCUCUUUCUUGCCAGUUCCUUGUGGUAGCCAUGAGUCUCGCUGCAAGAAGCAGAGGUGCCCAUGAAAAGAGAACAGAGAUCACCAUUCAAAAGGGUUGAAUCCUUACUGGAAAAGAUGGGCCGCUGUAGAUGUUAACAAACACAUCACCCUACAUAAGAAUGGCUCUAGCAGUGAAGCAUGUGGUGUAGCGGGCUGGGGACAACAUUGGACUGGGACUUGAGAGGCGUUUUCAAGUCCUUGCUCUUCUUGCCCUGGUGACCUUGACAGGGGUGACCUUGAUGGGGCCUGUGCUCCAGAGAUUGCCUGGAAUAAAUGAGGACCAUGGUGCAAGGUCCUUUCCAGCUCUGACAUGCUAUCAUUUGAUUUUAUUAUAUACUCAUUUUUUUCUGUUUGUUGCUUUAAGAACUAACCCUAUUCAAGAAUAUUUUCUUUAGCUAGCUUGAAAAGAAAAAAAUAUUUAAUAAACAAAUACGUGGCCAAAUGCAAUGCCAAGGAGACAAUCAUCAUAUAUCUUUAUAAUUUUUUUUCCUGCUUCAGAGUGUCAUUUGACAAAGGCAAGAGGCUUAUUCUGUUGGGCUACAGCUUUUGCGUAUGUCUGAUUGCUUUGGUUUGUCAUGGGGAAGAGACGUUCGGGCACAUCUACCUCCAUGUGCGUGAACUGGAUAAAGCAAGGUUGCCUUUAAAUAAAUGGUGUCACCCAGCAGGAA